AUGAAGUGCGGAAUUUUUACAAUUCUGCUCUUUAACCUUACAGUAAUACAAUCGAAGCGUUAUUUCGCAAAUUUCAAUAUUAAUCCCUCUAAUGCUAAGGAAAGCAGCUUCAACGCCUUGAUUAGACACGUUAUUGCAAGUUCUAUGGAAAAGAAAUGCGUAGUCAUUAUCUGCGACCAUAUUUACUACAAGAUGUUAGAUUGGGAAUACUUUACUGGAGCUCGCUCUCACUUUGCUCAUUUCAUAGUUAUUGUCGAAGAAUCCGAAGAUCUCCUGGCUCCUGCUGACGCCAGUCGAGAUGUACUGAAAGUCUCUUCGGAACAUGGAUGCGAAUUUUAUAUUAUUUUAAUUUCUAAUGCUAUUCAAUCGUCACGUUUAUUGAAGUACGGCGAAAGAUAUCGAACUGUAAAUACGCGUGCAAGAUUUUUGAUACUGCACGAUUAUCGGCUAUUUCAAAUGGAUCUUCACUAUUUAUGGGAGAAGAUCAUUAACGUCAUCUUUAUAAAGGAGUUAGUCAGGAAAAAAGGCCAAACAGAAGAGGAGGUUUUACUGUAUGAGCUAUCAACAGUACCCUUUCCAUUUCCUAUAAAAGCCAUAAUGGUUCCUAGACGCUUAGCUAUUUGGAGAGGCACGCCAUUGCAUUCAGAUAUUGAACUAUACAAAGACAAAACCAUCGAUUUAAAGAAUCAAACUCUACACAUUACGGUAUUUUCUCACUUACCAGCGAGUGUGAAGAAGAAGACAUGUCCUCUCAAAUCGCAUAGAGCGUCGUUGAGUACUCAUUCCAGAACUUUUCAAGGAAUCGAAAUUGAAAUCCUUGAAACACUGGCUGUAUCGAUGAAUUUUGUACCCCAAAUAUACGAACCGAAAGAUGUGGAUACCGAACUGUGGGGGGCGAAAGGGCCGGACGGAAAAUACACGGGGAUUCUCGGCGAAAUGGUGGCAAACCGGGCCGAUAUGGCUUUGGGCGAUCUACAAUAUACGCACUUCUUUCUUAAACUAAUGGAUUUAUCGGUACCGUACAAUACAGAGUGUUUAACGUUCCUAACACCGGAAUCGCUCACCACUAAUUCCUGGAAAACGUUAAUACUCCCUUUUAGAUUGCAACUGUGGCUAGCCAUCUUGUCCAGCUUAGGCUUAAUGGCCGGUUUCUUUCACGCUUUGUGCUAUUUUCACGAUAAAGUAAAUGAGCUGAAAUAUGAAGAGCUCCAAGCUCAGAAACUGGCGUUAAAAAAUGAGCUGGAUCAAGUGGCUGCGAGUAAAAGAUUCAACCCGAAGCAGACUUACGGCGAGCUAAAGAAACAAUAUCUUCUGCCAACGGUAGAAGGCGAACCCGUUGGAUUAUACCUUUUCAGAAAAAUCGGUAGCAGUAUUUUGUAUACGUAUGGAAUGCUCUUAGUCAUCGCACUACCAAAACUACCAACGGGAUGGUCAAUUCGUGUACUAACAGGCUGGUAUUGGAUCUACUGCAUUUUGAUUGUAGUCGCCUACAAGGCUAGCAUGACCGCGAUUCUGGCAAAGCCGGAGUCGAGGGUGACAAUCGAUACACUCCAGGAGUUGAUCAACAGCAAGCUCGCAGUGGGCGGUUGGGGCGAAGUAAAUGUGGAAUUUUUCAGGACCUCGCUCGACGUCCCCACCCAAAUCAUCGGAUCGAGAUUUGAAAAACUAAACGAUUCCGAUGAUGCCAUCGAUCGCGUAGUUGAGGGCAACUUCGCACUCUACGAAAACGAGUACUACCUUCAAAAUGCCGUGGUUAAAAAGCAGCUAAGAUAUCAGCAGGAGGAGGACGAGUUAAAAGGGAACAAGAGCUUACAAAUUCAGAAGAUACCGAAAGGAGAUCAUUACUUGCACAUUAUGAGCGAUUGCAUGAUACAUAUGCCGAUAUCCAUAGGGCUUAAGAAAAAUUCGCCUCUGAAAUAUCGCGUCGAUACGUUAGUAAGGCGAAUCUUUGAGGUGGGAUUGGUGAAGAAAUGGUUGGAUGAUAUCAUGCAACAGACUGCAAAUGAUGAGGUGCACUAUCAGGGUAGCGAGGCUGUUAAAGCGGUUAUGGAUAUGCAGAAGUUUAUGGGCGCACUCGUUGCGCUUGCUAUUGGGUAUUUUAUCAGUUUCAUUGUGCUUCUUUCAGAAAUUUUACACUUUGAAAUGAACAUUAAAAAACACCCAGAUUUUAAUAAGUACACAAAGCAAAUAAGUAAGAGUAAGUAA
Messenger RNA from Photinus pyralis (common eastern firefly), 2205 nucleotides. RefSeq lists its product as uncharacterized. Gene Ontology annotation, cellular component: membrane. Bases 1 to 2205 code for a protein of 734 amino acids. Lineage: Eukaryota; Metazoa; Arthropoda; Insecta; Coleoptera; Lampyridae. The record is from RefSeq and is a predicted model, not a curated record. The transcript has 5 exons. Gene Ontology annotation, molecular function: glutamate-gated receptor activity.